Molecule: messenger RNA, 1347 nt
Organism: Mucor velutinosus
Lineage: Eukaryota; Fungi; Mucoromycota; Mucoromycetes; Mucorales; Mucoraceae
Exons: 2
Coding region: 1-1347 (448 amino acids)
Biological process (GO): endoplasmic reticulum unfolded protein response
Molecular function (GO): protein binding
Source: RefSeq, a predicted model, not a curated record
AUGGAAGACAUAAUCGAUAAGGAAAUUACAGUGCUUGUCCGAUCCCCGUCUCUCAACGAGACAUUGGAAGUGAAAACCACCUUAAAUGCCACUAUACUGACACUCAAGAAGUCGAUUGAACCUGUUCAUCCUCACCACCCCAAAUCAGCCAACCAACGCAUUAUCUACAGUGGAAAGCUUCUGAAGGAUACUGAUAUAUUGGCUGACAUCUUGAAAAAGAGUGACGAGGAGGUUACUCCCACCUUUCAUCUUGUGGUUAAACCGUCCAUUGACGCUGUUACUUCCAAUUCUCGUGCCCACACACCUACUUCUCAUCCUUCUUUUCCUCAAGCCUCUACUUCAACGUCUUCUACAAGUACAUUUUUCUCAGAUAGAGCACCUCAAAGCUCCAACUUUCAAAUGCCACAGUACCAGCAACAACAACAACAACAACAGCAGCAGCAGCAACAACCAAUGUAUCCAUCCUCGUUGCCUGGAGGUUAUCAAGUUGUGUCUAUAAAUGGGCAAUACUAUCUGGCGCCAACGCUAGUCCUUUCUCAAAACCUAUCACCUCAGCAAUUUCACAAUACCCAAAUGCCAUUACCACACGCUCAACCCCCAGUGUAUCAGCAGCAAGCAGAUGCCAAUGCAUUUGUAUCUCCCCAAUUUCCACCACAAGCACAGCAGCAGCAGCAACACAAUGUACAAGAGCCUAUCGUUCAGCCUUACCUUAAUCAGCUUCCUCAGCAGCAACAACCACAGCAGAAUAACCCACUUUUUAGAAGAAAUGGGCCUGUUCUUGCUCAACCAGCUAUUGCGCAACGAGCAACAUCCAUUUGGCUUGCAUUGAAGCUCAUUGUUGUGUUAUUUAUGCUGUGCCAAGGAGCAAGCAUCGAGCGCAUCUUUGUCUUUCAUGCAAUUGCAUUUGUCUUCUUUUUGUAUCAAACGGGUAGAUUGAGAUUUGUGCUGCGUCGAGUUCGAGUAGAGGACUUUAACAGAUUUAGACCUGGUGGCGGUGGUAAUGGAGAAGGAUUGCAAAGACCAGCUGGUGCGCCUCGUGGUAAUGGCAAUCCCCAUGUCGACGGCAACCCAGAAGGCACCUCUACUUCGGUCAAUAACAACAGCGACAACUUGACGCAGAGAAGACAGGAUGGUGGAGAAGGGUCUGGAUCAAGCCAGGGCAAUGCUUCUGGUUCAAGUGCGACAACUGGCACCGCUGCUCAAACACCUGCCAGACCCCUUACGGCUUUGGACGUCUGGAAACGAGGAGCCUAUACAUUUUUUGCUUCAUUAUGGCCUACGUAUGGCGUUGAUCCCCAGAUUGCUCAGGCAUUUCAGAAUGAGAAUAACAACAACGAUCAAGAGUAA